CUAUUACGCGUAUAUAUAAUGAUUAUCUGCAAUUAUACUGUGUAGUACUCAAGGCGCAUCUCAGUCCACAAUGCACGUGGUCAAGAGGUUAACAGUCUCUCUGUCGUCUCUCAGACGCCACUACGUACCUGUAUCAAGGUAUAAGCGAGGUUAUGGCCCCUAUGGGUUAUGGAAUCUCGUUCAAUGUGUAAGGUGUAGCACAGGACCAAGUCCUACCCAGACUCCUGUGUUAGACCCUAGAUAUAACAAGAAUGUGAGCUCACUGUUUGCUUUGGGCGUGUCUUCUCCAAGUGAUUUACACGUUCUAUGUGAUGAAGCGGUUGAUGCUAGCACCGCUGUUGUUGCUUCAGUCCUUGAGCAACAUGCGCAGGGAAGUUUGGACAACAAGGUUCUACUGUAUACCAUUGAUCAUAUCUCAAACACUCUAUGCCUGGUGGCUGAUCCUUGUGAGCUGCUUAGGCACGUACACCCGUGUGGUGAAUAUCGCAAUGCUGCUAAUAUGACCGUCGAGAAGAUAUCCUCGUUCAUCAGCCGCAUUAACAUCGAUGAACAGUUAUACGAUAUAAUGACGAGCGCCUAUCACAAGUCACAUGACUCCUUGAACACCGAGGAGCAACUGGUCCUGCAUCAUAUGAUAGAGUCAAUGAGGAACCAGGGUGUUGGCCUAUCUCCCUCAUUAAGGGCAUCCUACCUUGAGCUACAGCGGGAGGAGGCUGCCAUAUCGUUUGAUCUCUCUGACAGCGCCACUUUGAAGCACGCUUCCGUGGGUAGUAUAAAUGGUCGGAUCAUCCCACAAAAUCCAGCUGUAUACGCCUAUAUACUGCGAAAUUCCCCGGAUGAAUCUGUGCGCCGUGUCAUAUGGGAAGCCCAGACUAAAAGCGACCCCGUGGCCCUGGAUAAGCUAUUACGCCUGCACCGUAUACGUAGCUCCAUCGCCAAGACUCGAGGUUUCCGCAACUUUGCGGAAUGCGCACAGAGGGAGUGCAUUAUGAACAACCCUGAAGCAGUUGAGAAAUUCCUGCGGAAAUGCGCGGCAUCACUUGUUACGCCGCUACAAGAGGAGUUCCAUGAACUAUCCGUGCUAAAGCAAAGACUAUUACUAAAGGGUACUUCUAUGAUACGGCCUUGGGAUAUAGAUUAUUUAGUAUCCAUGGAACGUGACAAGUUGGGUGUCCAGUUUCGCGUAAGCACGGUACUGGCGUAUUUUGAGCGGUUAAUGUGCGACAUGUUUGGCGUCAAGCUUGUACGCGACACUUCAGAGCCGCUGUGGCACCCACUAGUGGCCAAGUACACCCUGGUCCGUAAUACUCAUAUUCUGGACAGUGCCACUGAGGACAACUCCUCUAGAGGAUCCGGUGACUCUGGCUUACAGAUAGCACAGCUGUAUGCGGAUUUGUUUGCACGUGAGAAUAAAGUUAAUGUCUGCGCGCAGUUUACCGUAAGGUGUUCUAGGUUGAUACGUGGAGUUGAUUCCCACAUUGAACACGGGAGCUCUAGGGAGUAUGUAACUACGACGUACCCCGAUGGAUCCCAGAGACAAGUGCCUGCCACAGCCAUUGUCUGCAGUUUUGCUGCAAACGGGGUACAUGAUGACGUGGAUAGUGCCUUGGAUAGGACUUACAUAGACCUCGGGUCGGCGAUGACACUGUUCCACGAACUGGGACACACCGUACACGCACUGCUGAGUCGUACCGAUUUGCAGCACUUAUCUGGUAACCGAGGCGGAGUUGACUUUGCCGAGUUCUCAUCGCACCUGUUUGAGUUAUACUUCGUUGAUGGUCUGGGAGAAAUGUGCAAUAUAGAGGGCCUGGACAUAUCUGCAUCAACGCGAGCAAGCAUGUUCUUCAAAAAGUACCGCGCAGUAGACGCUGCGCGGAUGGUACUGAUGGCAAUGCUUGACCUCAAGUUCUACAGCAGUGAAUCCGUUACCAUCGAGGAAGUAAAUCGGCUAUAUACCUCAUUGGGUAUAUUUGAAGAGCAGUACCAGGGGGAGCCCAUGGCAGCUAUUUUGGGUUUGCCGGCAGUGACUAAUUUCGACCACUUGGUACCGUACGGGGCUACCUACUUCUGCUACCUGUACUCAAGGGUACUGGCGAUUAAAGUAUGGCGUUCCUUUGGGAAUAGCGCUAGAUGUCGGCUAACAGGUGACCUUCUAUCACAAUUCUUCGCUAAGGGAUCAAUUGAUGCUUCCAUCAAGCCGCUUAACGAUCUCGCUCGAUGCGACCUGGAAUCUAUGGAAGAUGACUUAUUUAUGUAAUAUACAUGA
Molecule: messenger RNA, 2266 nt
Organism: Babesia bovis T2Bo
Lineage: Eukaryota; Apicomplexa; Aconoidasida; Piroplasmida; Babesiidae
Product: Peptidase M3 family protein
Exons: 7
Coding region: 71-2257 (728 amino acids)
Biological process (GO): proteolysis; peptide metabolic process
Cellular component (GO): mitochondrion
Molecular function (GO): metalloendopeptidase activity
Source: RefSeq, a predicted model, not a curated record